Molecule: messenger RNA, 444 nt
Organism: Teleopsis dalmanni
Lineage: Eukaryota; Metazoa; Arthropoda; Insecta; Diptera; Diopsidae
Product: G protein alpha o subunit-like
Biological process (GO): adenylate cyclase-modulating G protein-coupled receptor signaling pathway
Cellular component (GO): heterotrimeric G-protein complex
Molecular function (GO): guanyl nucleotide binding; G-protein beta/gamma-subunit complex binding; GTPase activity
Source: RefSeq, a predicted model, not a curated record
UGGCAUUACACAAAAACUAAGUGCCGAGGGAAGAAGUUAUGGAAAAAUUGGCAUAGAGAUAAAUAAAUUAAAAUAAAUAACAAAAAUUGUGAAUGAAAUAUUAAUAAUAAUUGUUGUUACUGUGUGAACUGCAGAAGUGAUUAGACAACCCAUCGAAUUUUUAAGAAACGAUGUUCGUUUAUUUUUAAUUGUUUAAUAGAAAGGAUCUCGUGUUUAAUAAAAAUCAUACGCUCGUAAUAAUAACUUUAUUACCAAUUUAUAGUAUAAAUUAUACUGUAUUCAUUAGUUAAGUAAUAAGUGUACAUAUACGUAGUAAUUUAAUAAACAUGGGCUGCACUACUUCAGCUGAAGAACGCGCUGCUAUCCAACGUUCAAAGCAAAUCGAAAAGAAUCUCAAGGAAGAUGGCAUACAAGCGGCGAAGGAUAUUAAGCUCUUGUUACUUG